This is a messenger RNA of Schistosoma curassoni, 1688 nucleotides long. The record is from the annotation of a GenBank genome assembly. Lineage: Eukaryota; Metazoa; Platyhelminthes; Trematoda; Strigeidida; Schistosomatidae.
GUCAACUUGUCGAGGCCAUUUGAACGUAUACAGGUCGUCCAUUCCUGAGUUAAUUGUCAGUUUACACUCUGUGUAUUCGCUAACAACAGCUUAAGGUAUAAGAAAAUUUUCUGACGUAUAGACUAUUGAAGCGGUCCGGCGCUUUUUAGUUGGUUUUGAUGGAACGAUCUUUACCUCCUUGUUAUAGACUUCUCCACACGUCGGUAUUACGAAAUGACUUCCGAAGACUGGCAAUAUACAUUCUCCUGCUUACUUACUUUUGCUACACACUUUAUCAUGCCUCACGAAAACCCCUUAGCAUUGUUAAGACGGUUCUUCAUCGUUCCGGCGUAAAUGGACAACUAAGAACUGUUGGUUUCACUUCUGACGGCUGGAAACCGUUUGAUUCUGACAAUUGGAGUCAGUUACUGGGUGGCCUUGAAUAUAUUUAUUUGUUUGUUUAUGCAGUUUCAAUGAUUCUAAGUGGCUUUCUUGCAGAAAGAGUCAAUUUAAGAUACUUCUUAUCUAUCGGAAUGUUUCUUAGUGGAGUUUCAACUUUUGCAUUUGGACUGGCUUCAUACUUUGAAAUUCACUACUACUCAUACUUCGUCUUUAUACAGGUGUUUUCUGGUUUUGUUCAAGCUUCUGGAUGGCCGGCUGUUGUUACUCUGGUGGGAAAUUGGUGGGGCAAAAGCAGACGGGGACUUAUUAUGGGUCUUUGGAAUUCUCAUACAAGUUUAGGAAAUAUCAUAGGUUCCGUCAUUGCCGGAAUCUAUGUUGAAACAAACUGGGGGGCUUCUUUUUAUCUCCCCGGUCUUAUCAUGAUGGUUGGGGCGUUGGUUGUCUACCUGACAGUUAUAGAGCAUCCUAACAUGGUCUAUAACUCGGCUAGUUCCGAAAAAACAGGUACUCAAAUUCCAAUGUCAGGAAGCAUAUAUAGGGGAAACAUCGACCGCGAAAGGUCAGACAAAGAUGGUUUGAGGCCUUUAAUAUCGGAUAUCGAGGCCACUCGACCAAUUAAUUUCAUUGAAGCUCUUCUAUUACCAAGUGUGUUUACCUACUCACUCUUAUUAUUCUUUACGAAACUUGUCUCAUAUACAUUUCUUUAUUGGUUACCAAACUACUUAACCAUUGUUGAACAUGUGUCAGCUGAACAGGCUGCUAAACUUUCUGUGUUGUUCGAUGUUGGUGGCAUAAUCGGUGGUGUAUUGAUAGGAUGGUUUAGUGAUAGUCAGUCAAAUGGACAAAAUCUCAACGAAGAUGAAAAAACAAUAAAAAAACGUGCACUUGCUUGUCUUGUUAUGCUAGCUUGUGCGGCACCUUUGCUAUUAGCUUAUCGUUCUAUGACUUCUGCGAACUCGCUGAUGUCGUUAAUUUUACUUACAUGUUGCGGUUCUGCAAUCAACGGACCUUAUGCAUUAGUUACAACUGCUGUAUCUGCCGACUUAGGUACUCAGUCGGCCUUGCUAGGACGAACUCGUGCUUUGGCUACAAUUACAUCUAUUAUUGAUGGAAUGGGAUCAUUGGGUGCUGCGUUAGGUCCACUUCUGACCGGUUUACUAGUUCCAUAUGGUUGGUCUGUCGUAUUUGCUAUGCUUAUCACAUCCGAUCUACUGGCCAUGUUAAUGUCAAUAUGGAUUGUCGUUAAUUCAAGUCGUCGUCAAAAUCGUCGAACAUAUUAUCGACUUCAAUCAACAAUUCCUAUUUAA